AUUUUUAUGCUUCAAGCAGUUGUCUAUGUAUCAUCAUCGAAAGUACACGAAUUCAUAAAGCGCUUGAACCGUUAAUUGAGCUUGUCGGCGUCAAGCUAAAAAAGCCAGACGUCAUCGCGAGAACCGGCGGAAAUUACUUUGACGCGCUUUGACGCGUGAUAAGAAGAUAAUAGUGGUGUUGUCAUUCUCUCGAAUCAGUAUAAUUCAGUAUAAAUCUCGAACUCGCUAAUCACGUUGCCAUAGUCGCUCCAGCACGUCACGAGAUAUAUCAAAUCGACGCGAAAAUUCAAUAACUUUUAUUUCAUAAGUUAUCGGUCGUUAUGUCUCUUCGCGAACUCGCCAUUCGCGUUCUGCUAAUCUCGAUUGUUCGUUUCUCAACGACGUCGAUCAUCCGGCCGCAAAGAUUGUACAUCGUACGAGUUUCGCCGGAAUCAGCGAGGAGCCUGGAACAUAUUCCGGACAAAUGGAGGACAGUGCAUCUGAAGUUCAAAGCCCCACAAAUCGAGAUUCAAUUGAUGAAGGGUUACGUCUCGUCGGACGAAAAUUGGAUGUUUGCUACUGAAUACAAAUAUUCGGGCAAAGAUUAUAAUGGCGCGACAAGGAUGACAUCGACGACAAAUGAGAAGAAAAUCCCGCGAAUUGAAAACGGUGAUAUGGAAGCGGAAGAAAAGGAGAAAGAGAAUAAUAUUCAGGAUAAUAUCGUGAUGCCUGAUAGAUUUAUCCCACAGAUUGAAUCAAGGAAUAUUAUUACAAUACCUACAUACUGUCCGGAAGGGCAACGAAAAGAUAGUAGAGGACGUUGUAGAAUUGUCAUAAUGUAAAAAAAGUAGAGAGACAGAGAGAUGGAAGAC
Molecule: messenger RNA, 851 nt
Organism: Mycetomoellerius zeteki
Lineage: Eukaryota; Metazoa; Arthropoda; Insecta; Hymenoptera; Formicidae
Exons: 3
Coding region: 321-821 (166 amino acids)
Source: RefSeq, a predicted model, not a curated record